This is a messenger RNA of Bombus pascuorum, 1878 nucleotides long. It is a transcript of the gene Zasp66, whose product is annotated as PDZ and LIM domain protein 3. Bases 13 to 930 code for a protein of 305 amino acids. Gene Ontology annotation, molecular function: actin binding; muscle alpha-actinin binding. Gene Ontology annotation, cellular component: Z disc; adherens junction; filamentous actin. The transcript is spliced from 7 exons. NCBI's taxonomy places the organism in Eukaryota, Metazoa, Arthropoda, Insecta, Hymenoptera, Apidae. The record is from RefSeq and is a predicted model, not a curated record. Gene Ontology annotation, biological process: actin cytoskeleton organization; muscle structure development.
ACAGAGUAGAGCAUGACGAGGAAACAAACGGUGAUCGUGAAGCUUAAGAGAUCCAGCACCGGCAAACCUUGGGGAAUACGUAUCGCUGGAGGCGCUGAUUUGGGUACACCGAUCGUCGUCACCCGCUCGGAGAACGAGACGCUCCAGAGGGGUGAUGUGAUCAAGAAAAUCGACGAUUACGACACGCGAGAUGUGAGGCAUGUAGACGCGCAGAAUCUUCUUCAAAACUCUGAAUCAAUAAGGCUCGUGGUCGAAAGGUCUGAGCCGUCGAAUGCAUCUCGUAUCAACAUUACCACGUCAUCUCCGAUUAUCCAGUUGAACACUGGCGACAGGGCUGCGGUCACUAGUCUAGCUAAACAACGGAAAAUACCGUCGGAAUUACCGAAGAGCCCCGUACCGCCGCCUUUAAUCGACGAAUACAGGCCGCCUGCAUCUUCACCGGAACACCUUAACUUACCGCACGAACAUCUCGACGAGGUUCGCGAAGAGAGAGCCAAUUUGUCUCAGCCAUAUCGCACAACUCCUCUGGUCUUGCCAGGUGCAAAGAUAAAAAAGGAUGCUCCGCUUGGAGAAUGCUACUUGCGCCAUCAUCCCAAUCCGAUGAUCAGAGCGGCACCGCAUCAUUACGAACAAGCUCAUCCUGAAGUUGCUAUGAAACAAAAGGUGGCAGAAACGGUACUUCAACGUGUCUUGGGACCGAAUGAAGUUCCAAAGGUUGUCCACAAGCAAUUUAACUCACCAAUUGGACUCUAUUCCGAACAAAAUAUUGCCGACACUAUAAAGAGCCAAACAACCGCUAUACCCAUUUUCAUAGACUUUUCCUUCGUGAAACAGAAACAGGAAAUACAGGAGCAAGCGAGAAUCUUGAAAGAGCAGGCCAUAGCCGCCGCCUCGAAGAAUGUGUGGCCGCAAUUCAAUAGACCAAAUUAAUAUCCAGUUCGAGACGUUUUUCGAUGCUUCUCGCACGUCGUAGUAUAUCCAUAGUUUCAAAUUCUAUUGUUUUCACGAGAAUCAUUGGUCACAUUCCUUGUCUCAUAAUCGUUUCUUUCUCUUAAAAUCGUUUAUCGUCCUUCUUUCUUUCUUUUUUUAAUAAGGCAAAUGAGCGUGACCACUGAUCCGUGAUUAAGCUCUUGAUAAUCGUUCGAUAAAGUAUUUAUUGAUUCAAACUCUUUUGCUUUACAGUUUAAUAUCUAUAAAUCGUAAUUAUAGGGUCGUGAUGCAUAUAACUACAUAGAUACAUACAUAUUGCAAUUUGUUGUUGUGACUUCAAGUAAAUCGAUAAAAUCGACAGAAAAGCUAGAAAAAAAACAAGUUUCAAAGGAAGUUCUUAAAAUAACCAUACUAUAUAUUUUUCUGCAUGCUGUACCAUUGAAAGUAAUCAAUAAUUAAUCAGAGUAAAUGUUCAUGCAAAUUAGUAGCCUUACUAAUUUUGAUACUCAUACAAUCAAGAAGCAAUUCUCGAAAAUUACAAAUCAGUAUCACUAAAAGCAGCUAUUUGUAUCUUAUUAGUGAAAUAUAGUAUCUUAAAUGUAAGAAUCGACGCCACAUGUAAUUCUCGAGAAAAGCAUCAAAGAUUUAGUUGAGACAUAUUUGUGACUCGAUUAAUGAAAAGGGCAUGGAAGCGGUCCGAAAGUCGCUCUCGAACAAACAAUUGGCGAUAUAACCCUGGCUGCUGCUAACCGAUCUGACAAAAUCGAGGCAAAUGAAUUAAAAAUAGUCCGUGUGUACACAUGCGAUACAAUGGUACAGCUCGAAGAAACCGGUGAAGUACGACCCGAGUAAGAGCGAGGCUUACAAGGCUCUGCAAGAGGAGGCUCUCGGUGACGUAGUGCAGGAAGUAAGACAACCGGCGCGCACCGGUGUUUUCUCUCCGCAAAA